AUGUCCAACAAGACGCUGUUCGGUAAAUCGCUGGACAAAUACGAUUCGAAUAUUGACGACAUAGAUGACCUACUUUCGAAGCUGACGGAGGCGGAGAUUAAGGAAUUGAACGACGAUAUCGACCCAGACAACUCGCUUCUCCCGCCUUCUCAACGCUGCCGCGAUCAGACUACGAAGGCGCCAACUGGACCCUUCAAUCGCGAAAAUCUCAUCAAAUUCCUUGUAGAAAAGGCAAAGAAUGAUCCCGACUGGGAUGAAGCAGUUCCCUACGAGAAGAAGAUUCGUGGUAAGGUCUUUGAAAAGAAGGUCGAACCGGUGGCGGUGGAGAAAAACGAGCUCUCUGAAUUGGGCUUUGAUGUGGAAUUUGAUGAAAGCAUCAACGAGGCCUUGAACAAUGCUACAGACGACGAACUCAUCGAUCUGGCAGCCAUCCUGGGUUUCACGGGCAUGAUGAAUCAGGUGCAGUUCCACGCCAGUAUCGAGAACCGGGGUCAGGUGGGUGGCGGCUUUCUUGGUGUUGCCAAGGCUGAACAGCUCAAAAUUGUGCCCGAUGAGCCUCCCAAUAUGACUGAUGUUGAGGAGAGCAUUAAGAAGCUCACAGCGGACGACGCAUCGUUAACGGUGCUGAAUCUGAACAACAUUAAGGAUCUCAGCGCAGAGGUGGUGUCGCGUCUAUUCACGGCGGUGGGCGAGAACACAAAGCUGCAUGAGCUCCACAUGGCCGGGACGGACCUCACUUCGGCCAUGAUGGAGCCUCUCCUCCUUUCACUCAAGGUCAACCAUACUUUGGAGGUUCUCAAUCUUGAAUCGAACUCCAUUACUGGCGACAUGAUUUUAAAGAUUUUGGACUCUAUUUCGGACUCAAAGAGCGCCGUAAAAGACCUUCGGCUGGCCAAUCAGCGCCAACGCGUGCUCGGCGUGCAGGUGGAGGAGCAGAUCGCCAAACUGGUGCUGCAGAAUCCACGACUCAGCAACCUCAGUCUGUACUUCGACACACCGUAUGCGCGUGUGCAAAUCAACGAGCACCUGAAGAAGACCGUAGACACCAAUAAACGGCUUGCCCGUGUCAAUAAGGGUGCCUAG
Molecule: messenger RNA, 1083 nt
Organism: Echinococcus granulosus
Lineage: Eukaryota; Metazoa; Platyhelminthes; Cestoda; Cyclophyllidea; Taeniidae
Product: Tropomodulin
Exons: 5
Coding region: 1-1083 (360 amino acids)
Biological process (GO): pointed-end actin filament capping; myofibril assembly
Cellular component (GO): myofibril
Molecular function (GO): tropomyosin binding
Source: RefSeq, a predicted model, not a curated record